AUGACCAUAUGCGCUGCGUGUGGCGUCGACGACGACUCACACGACCGCGCCGACGCGCGAUUACUGAAGAAGACACAUUUCCGUUCGGGACAAAUCAGAGUCCUUCGGGACGUGUUCCACCGAGUGGCCAAAUCCGACGAUAAGAUCGACUUCAAGGAGUUCCAGCUCGCGUUAUACGGCGACGCGGGCGAUGAGAAGUCGAGCGAUUUGUUCAGCGAGCGAAUUUUCGCGUGUUUCGACGCGAGAGGCGACGGGACGGUGAGCUUUGAGGAGUUUGUGGUCGGUUUAGACGUGUUUCACCCGGACGCGAGCGUCGAGGAUAAGACGGCGUUCGCGUUUCGAGUGUACGAUUUACGAGGGGUCGGGGCGAUCAAUCGGGAGGAUGUCCGGAAGAUGCUCGAGGCGGUGCUCAGGCAGUCGCGCGCGAUGUCGCUGACGAAGGAGAUGACGGAGUCGGUGCUCGAUAAGACGUUUGAGGACUGCGACUUGAACAAAAACGGAACCAUUUCUCUGAGUGAGUUCCAGAUCUUGGUGAAGAAGAACGAUAGGAUCAUCGCGAACAUGACGAUGGAGAACUUAGCGUCGCUAACGAAGAGGUACCCGGAGUUUUUGUUUGCAGAUUACAGUUAG
Messenger RNA from Ostreococcus tauri, 630 nucleotides. Its product is annotated as EF-Hand 1, calcium-binding site. The transcript has a single exon. Gene Ontology annotation, molecular function: calcium ion binding; kinase binding. Lineage: Eukaryota; Viridiplantae; Chlorophyta; Mamiellophyceae; Mamiellales; Bathycoccaceae. The record is from RefSeq and is a predicted model, not a curated record. The coding region runs from base 1 to 630 and encodes 209 amino acids. Gene Ontology annotation, biological process: calcium-mediated signaling.